Messenger RNA from Esox lucius (northern pike), 1107 nucleotides. Its product is annotated as glyceraldehyde-3-phosphate dehydrogenase. Gene Ontology annotation, biological process: glucose metabolic process. Bases 81 to 1085 code for a protein of 334 amino acids. The transcript has 12 exons. NCBI's taxonomy places the organism in Eukaryota, Metazoa, Chordata, Actinopteri, Esociformes, Esocidae. Gene Ontology annotation, molecular function: NADP binding; oxidoreductase activity, acting on the aldehyde or oxo group of donors, NAD or NADP as acceptor; NAD binding. The record is from RefSeq and is a predicted model, not a curated record.
UAUUGCGAGAGCCCAGUGCCAAUCUUGUGGACAGAGGAACCCACAAGCGAGGACUUCUACAGUAGACAAUAUCAGUCAAAAUGGUUAAGAUUGGAAUCAAUGGAUUUGGCCGAAUCGGGCGUCUGGUGACCCGUGCCGCUGCCAAGAGUGGAGAGGUCAAUGUCGUGGCGAUCAAUGACCCCUUUAUUGACCUGGACUACAUGGUCUACAUGUUCAAGUAUGACUCCACCCACGGUGUGUGGAAGCACAGUGAAGUGAGACAAGAGAAUGGCAAGCUGGUCAUUGGCAACCUACACAUAACAGUCUUCCAUGAGAGAGACCCAUCCCAGAUCAGGUGGGGUGACGCUGGAGCUGACUAUGUAGUGGAGUCUACUGGUGUGUUCACCACCACUGACAAGGCCUCCGCUCACCUGAAGGGAGGUGCCAAGAGGAUUAUCAUCUCCGCCCCCAGCGCUGAUGCACCAAUGUUUGUGAUGGGUGUCAACCACCACCUUUAUGAUAACUCCCUGAAGGUUGUUAGCAACGCCUCCUGCACCACAAACUGCCUGGCUCCCAUCGCCAAGGUUAUCAACGACAACUUCGGCAUCGUCGAGGGUCUCAUGAGCACUGUUCACGCCAUCACAGCCACACAGAAGACCGUUGACGGGCCCUCCGGUAAGCUGUGGCGAGAUGGACGUGGUGCCGGCCAGAACAUCAUCCCCGCCUCCACCGGCGCAGCCAAAGCGGUCGGCAAGGUUAUCCCUGAGCUGAACGGCAAGCUGACCGGCAUGGCUUUCCGUGUCCCCACCCCCAACGUGUCUGUCGUUGACCUGACGGUCCGUCUUCAGAAGGCCGCCCCUUAUGACCAGAUUAAGAAGGUCAUCAAGGCUGCUGCUGAAGGACCCAUGAAGGGCAUUCUGGGAUACACAGAGGAUCAGGUGGUGUCCACUGACUUCAAUGGCGACUGCCGCUCUUCAAUCUUCGAUGCCGGUGCAGGCAUUGCUCUUAACGACCAUUUUGUCAAGUUGGUCUCGUGGUAUGACAAUGAGUACGGCUACAGCAACCGUAUUAUUGACCUGUGUAUGCACAUGUCACUCAAGGAGUAAAAUCUCCACCACACUUCCAAUG